This is a messenger RNA of Procambarus clarkii (red swamp crayfish), 231 nucleotides long. Lineage: Eukaryota; Metazoa; Arthropoda; Malacostraca; Decapoda; Cambaridae. The record is from RefSeq and is a predicted model, not a curated record.
AAACACAGCGGCCAAGGCAUGAGUAAGAUCCACAUCCACCUGUAUGCGUGUUUGUGCGCCGCGGAGCUGGUGUUGCUGUGUGGGCUGGACGCCACUCACAGCCCCGUCCUCUGCACAGUGGUGGCCGCCCUUCUUCACUACUUGUUCCUCGCCACCUUCACCUGGUGCGCCAUCGAGGGCUUCAACCUAUACCUUAUGUUGGGGAAGGUGGGUACUGUCCAGUCAUCUUAG